Molecule: messenger RNA, 1878 nt
Organism: Lolium perenne
Lineage: Eukaryota; Viridiplantae; Streptophyta; Magnoliopsida; Poales; Poaceae
Product: endoglucanase 4
Biological process (GO): carbohydrate metabolic process
Molecular function (GO): hydrolase activity, hydrolyzing O-glycosyl compounds
Source: RefSeq, a predicted model, not a curated record
GCUGACGACGUGCGAUUCCCUGCCAUUCGAGUCCACGACAAACGCCUGUCUUUUCGGUUGCUUCCAAUCUCGGAGGAACAAACUGCCGAUUCACCUUCUUCAUUCCAUGUCUUCACCUCGAUCUCAUGGAGUCCAAUCCACUGGCCACUAUAUAUAUCCUGCCAAUCACCACGCCAUUUUCCAUCGAUCUCGUACCAUAGCACAGUAGUAGAACACGCACACAUCUAGGCUAGGCAUGAUGAUGUCACCGAGAGCCUAUAACCUGUUCGUCUCCAUCGCCGUCGCGGCCCUCUUCCUGAUCGCCGGCGCGCGCAACGCCGCCGCGUUCAACUACGCGGACGCCCUCGACAAGGCGGUGCUCUUCUUCGAGGCGCAGCGCUCCGGGAAGCUGCCGCCGGGCCAGCGCGUCGGGUGGCGCUCCGACUCCGCCCUCUCCGACGGAUCUGCCUCCAAUGUGGACCUGGUGGGAGGGUACUACGACGCCGGGGACAACGUCAAGUUCGGCCUGCCCAUGGCCUUCACCGUCACCAUGCUCUCCUGGAGCGUCCUCGAGUUCGUCGGCGACGCCACACCAUCUACCUCUCGCGGCGAAGCCGAGGCGGCUGUGCGCUGGGGCGCCGACUACCUGCUCAAGGCGGCGACCGCGACGCCGGGAGCCCUGUGGGUGCAGGUCGCGGACGCGGGGCGGGACCACGCGUGCUGGGAACGGCCCGAGGACAUGGACACGCCUCGGGCGGCCUACAAGGUGACGACGCAGAGCCCCGGGUCCGACGUCGCCGGCGAGACCGCCGCCGCGCUUGCCGCCGCCUCCCUCGUGUUCCGGGCCCGCGAUCCGGCCUACUCGUCCAGGCUGCUCGCCGCCGCGCGCCAGGUGUUUGAUUUCGCGGACCGGUACAGGGGCUCCUACAGCGACUCGCUCGGCUCCGUGGUGUCCGGUUUCUACCGCUCAUACUCCGGUUACAAUGACGAGCUCCUCUGGGCGGCGGCGUGGCUGCACCUGGCGUCGUCAAAUGGCGUGUACAUGUCGUACAUCCACACCAAUGGACCCAACCUCGGCGGAGAGCAGGACGACUACACCGUCAGCUGGGACGAUAAGCGCGUCGCCACAAAGGUCCUCCUCUCCAAGGUGUUCUUGCAGAACAAGGUGGACGGCCUGAGCACGUACAAGUCCCACGCCGACCACUACAUCUGCUCCCUCGUCCCGGGCGCCGGCGCCGGCCAGGGGCAGUACACGCCGGGCGGGCUGCUGUUCAAGGACGGCGACAGCAACAUGCAGUACGUGACGUCCACCACCUUCCUGCUUCUCGCCUACGCCAAGUACCUCGGCGCCGCCGGCGGCACGGCCUCCUGCGGCUCCGGGGCGGUCGCGCCGGCCGCCCUCGUCUCGCUCGCCAAGAAGCAGGUGGACUACAUCCUGGGCGCGAACCCGUCCGGGAUGUCGUACAUGGUGGGGUUCGGGGCGCGGUACCCGCAGCGCGUGCACCACCGCGGCGCGUCCAUGCCGUCGGUGCGCGACCACCCGGGCCGCAUCGGCUGCGACGAUGGGUUCCAGUACCUGCACUCGUCGGAGCCGGACCGCAACGUGCUCGUCGGCGCCGUCGUGGGCGGGCCUGACUCCAGCGACGCCUACUCCGACAGCCGCGACAACUACGCGCAGGCCGAGCCGUCCACCUACACCAACGCGCCGCUCGUCGGCGCCCUCGCCUUCUUCGCCGGGGCACGCAGCAACAAAUAGCAGUAGUAGUCGGAGACCAUGCAUAAUAUACUCAGUUACUCGUGGCGCGACGAUUGAAUUUGAACAAUGUAUGCGUGAUCGUCGAUAUUGUGUACCAGUACAAGUUAUGGUCAAGGAAAUCAAAUCCAUCGCGGAUUCAUCCA